Drosophila bipectinata is the source of this 1303-nucleotide messenger RNA. RefSeq lists its product as uncharacterized. Lineage: Eukaryota; Metazoa; Arthropoda; Insecta; Diptera; Drosophilidae. The record is from RefSeq and is a predicted model, not a curated record.
AUGGUUCAGGAAAAUCAAGCUAGCCCCAAUGGGGUGGUGGAUCAGCAUUUGUUUAGGCCGUUCUUGGAUCGGGACUUUCCAGAGCUGAAGAACAUCAAGGAGUUCAAGCUGGAGUCAGUAGGCGGAAAGGGUGAGAACUAUACCACCUGCCUGCUAAGGGCCAAGUUUGAACUGGAACUGAAUGAUGGCUCUCAUCGGAGCAUUUCAUACAUGGCGAAAACAUUGCCGCCAACCAGACGGGAACAGGUCUCCUCCUGGAACGUCUUCCACAAAGAACACACCACCUACAGGGACUAUGUUUCGGAUUUCGAAGAAAUGUUUAAAGAUGCAGGAAAGGAUGUUACCUUUGCGGCAAAAUACUACCCUACAAAUGACAAACUGGAGGAAGAACUAUUGAUAUUGGAGGACUUGGGACAGCGGGGAUUCCGUAACGCAAACCGUAUUGCUGGCUUGGACCUCACCCACACGAAGGCCAUUCUGGAGAAGUUGGCCCAAUUCCAUGCAGCCUCUGCUGUGAGGUUCGAACUCAAAGGAGCUUAUCCCGCUGACUUUGAUAGAAAUAUCUGCAGUAAGACGGACGACUUUAAGGAUUUUCGGGAAUCCCAAGCAAAGGCUUUUGUAGAGGCGCUGCCUCUCUACGAGUCUGCUGAUUUAAAGGGUGCUGUGGAAUCCUAUGCCAGCCAGGCGGAGGACAUGUUCCAGGCCUAUGCCCCCCGCACUGAAGGAGAGUUUUCUGUUUUGAAUCAUGGGGAUGCCUGGUGCAAUAACUACAUGUUCCAGUACGACGAGGCAGGACAGCUUAAGGAAACCUACUUUGUGGACCUGCAAAUGUGUCGCUAUAGCUCACCUGCCCAGGACCUGCUCUACUUCAUACUGUCCUCCACCGAUAUCGAAAUCAAGAUUGCCAAGUUCGACUACUUGGUGAAGUUUUAUCAUGGAAAGCUCACGGAGAAUCUGCAGCUCCUGAAGUAUCCCAAGAAGCUGCCUUCCCUGCGAAGCCUUCACCAGUCUAUCUUUAAACAUGCAGAUUGGGUUUUCCCAAUAGUUACUGUUUUACUUCCGAUUGUUGUGCUGGAGGGAAGUGACGAUGCCAACAUGGACACCAUGAUGGACAACGAGGGUGCCGGAGACAAAUUCAGGAACAACAUGUUCCAAAAUUCCCGCAUCAUAAAACAUCAGAAGGAGAUUCUACCCUGGGCCUACAAUCGCGGAGCAUUUGAAGUCCGCAAAUAGUUUAUAUUAUAUUUAAACAAACUGCUGAGAUAAUACUACUGUGCCAAAUACACUAAAGCCUUAGACAAUA